Messenger RNA from Macroventuria anomochaeta, 1545 nucleotides. RefSeq lists its product as uncharacterized. Lineage: Eukaryota; Fungi; Ascomycota; Dothideomycetes; Pleosporales; Didymellaceae. The record is from RefSeq and is a predicted model, not a curated record. The coding region runs from base 1 to 1545 and encodes 514 amino acids. The transcript has 8 exons.
AUGAUGUACAGUUACCUCCUGCCCGACUCCACAGUCGCACAGGACUGUGAUUUGAUCUGGAGCUGCAAGCAAAUCAAGGUAGAGCUCUCUACCAUGAUCGUCGCCCGUGCAAGGGAAGUCCUUGAGAAGACUGCGUCGGACGGCGCACGUCUCGGUGCGUCUCUUAGUGCUGUCAACAUCAAUGUAAACUUGGAUUGCACCACAGUAGGACAAACCUUCCCGAGCCAAACGAGCAGCCUUCACGAGCACUGCCCCUUACCUCUUUACGAGAUCCAGGCAGGCCUCAAAGAAGUCUUCUCGCUGCAUCUUCGCUUCGUUACAAUAAUUGUUGCAAUCAAAUGCAUCUUAAUCAAUGCGCGAGUCACGAUAUUCGACUUGAGCUGCAACACAUUCGGGCCGUAUAGAGACCCAGGGUUCCACCUGUACAUUGCCUUCAUAGCAAGGAGACUUCGAAAGUCGGGUCGCGUUAGGUUUGAAUUCCUGGGUCACAAACCACGACCAUCGAAUCGAGGCAUAGCUGGCAUCAAUGGCCGAGUCUUGCCCGAAAGAUGGUUUUUAGUGACGGUGGAAAUCAACCUGUCUGAGCUUCGUAAUCGGCCUCGACGGCCCAAACUUUGGGAGAGGGAAGAUAUCGCAGUAGACAGCCACCCACAAUGUCAACAACUCGAACAGAAGAAUGACUAUGCACCAACCAAGCGCAACCAACUAUGUGCCGAAGAGUGUUCGCUUUUGCUCUCAACUGCCAGAUUUGUUAGCGCAUACGUUGUUUUGUUACACGACUCGGCGACCUCGAGCCGUGCCGCACCCUUGCGUAACGUUACGCUCGAGUAUACAUACAUGCGCGAGAAGUACCCAGCCCUCGAUUUCAAGAUAAAAAUUCCAAAGAUAUGGCAACUAUACUCAACUGAAAUCGAACGCACAAUCGAUCAGCCUGGUCUGAGAAGCGUUAAUGGGUUUCGAUUAAAUAAAUGGUCUCCAAGAGAGCGUCGUAAGCUAGAAGAGAUACGAAUACAAUCUGCAAUGUCGCCUUUCAUUUCUGUCCCACCUGCUCCCAGUUUCGGCAGGAGCACAAUCCCAAGCCCACAACCACCUACAGCCUCCAUGUUUUUGCCAAAGCUCCAGAACGCCCCCAAGACGCAGAGAAAACAAGUCUUUGAAACUCCACCUCCGAUAUACUCACGCGAUAACAUGUCGUUGAAGAACCAACGCAUUCCGGACGAGAGUGUACGUACAUCACGCAAGGAGAGUAUUGAACUCUACAUCCUGGCCGAGAGAUUGCAAGGCAUUGAGACGAAGAACACAGUGAUUGAUGGCAUGUUCCUCUACUUACGAGAAGCGAUCCCGAUGUUUCCCACAACACCAGUAGCCAAAGAUCCAGCGAACGUGGACGCAAGGUUUUUCAAGUGGUUGUACGAAUGUACGCCAGAAAACAGUCCAGCGCGUAGGCUCGCCGUCGAUUUCUACGCCCAGACCGGUCGCGCUGAAUUCGCGCCCUUUCUUCUAUUUUCCAAUGGCAUACUAACUGCUGUGCAGCUUUACGUCUAA